Messenger RNA from Sander lucioperca (pikeperch), 3815 nucleotides. Its product is annotated as germ cell-specific gene 1-like protein. Bases 1137 to 2531 code for a protein of 464 amino acids. Gene Ontology annotation, cellular component: plasma membrane. NCBI's taxonomy places the organism in Eukaryota, Metazoa, Chordata, Actinopteri, Perciformes, Percidae. The record is from RefSeq and is a predicted model, not a curated record. The transcript is spliced from 7 exons.
UGAAAGAUGAAGAAAACUAGAGAGAGAGAGAAAGAGAAAGCUGUGGAUGAACAGACACUGUAUAUAGAGCAAAUGGGAGGGAAAGUAACAGAUGGACUUGUGAGGAUUAGAGAAAUCUGGGUGCAUUUCUGAUGGAAACUCACCCAAGACGGAGAAGGGAGUGAUGAGUGAGCGCAGAGAAAAAGGUGAAGGAAAACCGAAUUCCUGUUCGAGGAGAGGUGAAGGAAACACAAAGAGUCUCAAACACGGUGGUCGUGCAGACAAAGAAAGCAUAAGAGUCAGUUGGCAUUAGUCUCAUCCGCCUAACCCUGCAAGAUUACCACAGAUUACCAGGCUCAGAGGUAGGCCUGAGAUACCAGACUAAUCACUCCCUUGGGAGCUCAAUCCUUCCUGGAAAGGUGAACAAGCAGGUUGAAGAACAGGAUGUGCCCUGAGACCGCCGCUGAUUAGUCUCAAAAUCCGCAGGACAAGAUUACGACUUUUAUCUUCAACCGUGGGGAGCAAAAGUCAUAAACAACAGAGAAAUAUCUGAGACGUGAUGGCGGUGGAAACAUGGGGUAGAGCUGCAGCUCGGUGAGAAGAAAUGUGUGGAGUUAAACGUGUCGCCUGGCUUGUGCCGUAACAUCAAGAAGAAAGGAAUUUAAAUUUGAUGAACUGCUUUGCUGAAACUGGAAGAGGAGGAGAGCUGGAGUUCCUCCUGCAACCUCUUGCCUCCACAUCUGUCUCUGUCUUGCUCGCUGGAGGGGAUUAAAUCCCAGCACUUCAUCUUUCUCCACUCCACUGUCCUCUGACCUCCGCUCAUCGACUGUUGUUCUUCCUCGAGCUCCCUCCAUCUCUCCAUCUCUCCACCUCUGACCUUUGUUCCACUUUAAUCCCCUCUCCUAGCUUCCUCUCUCUUUUCUCCUUUUCAUCCUCCAUAAUUCAAUCUCAGUCGCCACAACAACCCGCGACGCUUCAGCACUGUGGUGUCACAGAAACCCCCCUCGCUCCUCUCAUCCUCAUCCUGAUUGGUCAACAGAACCUGCCAGGCUCUUGCAGCCAUUUUUGAACCAGUAUCAACCCCCUCAAAGUGAAGCCGAAGCACACUCUGUUCCCAACUAAUUUCUCUCUGAGUUCCUUUGAGUCCAGAAGCAACAAUGCUGGAGAACAUGUCCAGACGUAACCGCUCCCUGCUGUCACUUACCCUCACCUCAUUGGCCCUCACCCUGUCCGUCUCGGCUUUCUGCACCUCCUAUUGGUGCGAGGGAACACACAAGGUGGUGAAGCCUGCCUGCCUGUCACCUGUCAAGUUGAAGAACUGCGGACAGAACAACAGCCAGCCGUACACCACAGAGACCCCCACCCCAGACCCGGGGCAACCGCACUCCAACGUGACGCUCUCUCCGCUGCAAAAGGAGGAGCUGGCCAGGACACAGACAAAGCAGCUGGCCAACGCCGUCCACUACAUCUGGGAGACGGGCGAGGAUAAGUACAUGCUGCGCUACUUCCACACCGGCUUCUGGCUCUCCUGUGAGAAACACAAUGAAGGUGGGAAUCAGGUAGAAAAGUGUCGCAGCUUCAUUGAGCUGACGCCAGGAGAAACACAAGGUGUCCUCUGGCUUUCAGUCAUCAGUGAGUUUACGUACAUCAGUCUUCUGGCCAUGGGCUUCCUGCUGAUGUGUGUGGAAGCGAUUUGCCUCUGUGCCAAGAGGGAGAUGAACGCCCUCAAGAUCAACGCCUACGCCGCCAUGUGCACUGUCCUCUCAGGUUUGAUGGGGAUGGUAGCACACAUGAUGUACACCACAGUGUUUCAGAUGACUGUGAGCAUUGGGCCCAAAGACUGGAGGCCACAGACCUGGGACUAUGGAUGGUCUUUUGCCAUGGCGUGGCUGUCGUUUAGCUGCUGCAUGGCGGCCGCCGUGGCCACGCUCAACUCCUACACCAAGACCCUCAUCGAGAUGAAGCACCGCGCCCGGCUGAGGCUGGAAGAGGUGCGCGCUGCUUCCUGCGCCCCCUCCUACGAGGAGGUUGUUCGAGCCGGCAGUGGAGGCGUUUACUCUGUUAGUCAACUGAUUCAGCUCGGCCAGCAGGGGGCGCUCAUGGACCCUCUGUGGCCCCGAGGAAUGGGACCAGCGGUUAGCCCUCUGGCGUGCGGCGCUGGGGGAGCACUGCUUAUUGGUGGAGGGGGAAUUGGAGUUGGAGGAAUGGGAGCUGUUGGGAUGGGAAUGGGAGGAGUUGGAGUGGGAGGGAAUGUCGUUGGAAUGGGAGGACUGGGAAUGGGUGCAGUAGGAGGAGUUGGGGGAAUGGGGGUUGGAGUAGUUGGUGUUGGAGGAAAUGGAGUUGGAAUGGGAGCAGUAGGAGGAGUUAGGGGAAUGGGUUUGGGAACGAUGGGGGGAGUGGGAGGAUAUGGAAUGGGAGGGGGGCGGCUGGUGGACCCUCAUGGUAUGGUAGUGGUGGAGGGAUGUGGAGCUGAAGGAUGCGAAGACUGUGAACGUGAGUUGGACGAGAUAGAUUACGCUCUGCAGGAGGAGAGAGAGGACUCGCUCUGCUAAGACUUUAGGGGGGCGAGGACUGUGACAAUAGCUGAUCGGGAUUGGUUUGACACAUUGUAUUUGAAACUGCCUUCCGAGAUAACAAGAUUUGAACAAAUACCUCCAGAAAUAUUCAUUGUUUUUUGUAUAUGUGCAGUUUCAAAUGAUAAUUACAACAUUUUUAGUCACACAAUGGUCAUUUCAAGCUGUGAUUCGAUUUGAGGACAAAAAGACAUACGCACAGACUCACAGCUCCAAUGGACUGUUGGUUCAUCACAUUGUUACAGCUAACGAGUUAACAGAGAAUUAUCUAUUUACACGUCCAGCAGACACAGACCAACAUUAUCCUCCCAUUGCAAACCUCUGCUUUUAUGAGGAAGGUGAGACUCGGACAUCUAUGUGCAGCAGAAGAACCAAAACAAUUGGCUAAAAGUUGCAUUGAGUCUUUAACUUCAACAGGUCACUGGUAGCGACUUAUUUCGGACAAUGACUUUGCUGCUAAUGUGGACUUCUGUUCAACAUGCAGUAUCACCCGUGAACCCCUGUUAAUGUUUUGAAAAUCCUUUCCUAUAAUUUUAUUUUUUAUUUAUUAUAGAAUUUUGCAGUUGGAAUGAGUAUAUGAAAUGUUUAAACUAUUGCCUGUUUUUUAACAAAAAGUAGUUUCAUGUAAAUAUUUUAAACAUGUUAAAAGGACCAAAAGGCAAUAAUGUGGGGUCAUGUCAACAGAAAGUUGUGUCUGCUAUAAUUUAAUAAUAUUUUAAAAUCCUGUUAAUACUUAAUUAAUACUUUUUAAUAAUGUCUAGGAGUGGCUGUUCUAUAUGUUCAAUAAGAAAUCAGCUAACAUCUAUUUCAGGCUGGAUGUACACAGAACACAGAGAAUAAAACAGAAAUUGGUUUUGUGACGCUAUGCAAUGAUGAUUAUCUUUCAGGAAAAUGUUGCUACAAACAGAUCAGUAAAACUUCAGUUUUCUCUGCUCGUGUAAAUACAGCCUUACAGUGACUUCUUCAGGGAUUGCAUGUCGUUUUAUGACUUACGAGAUGUGUAAGAGGAUGUGAGAUUGUUUAAGUGUCAACUCAAAAGGUUUGAUAAGUAUAUGUUAUUUUUUGUUUUUUCAUCUGUUUGCAUGAAUGGAUAAAAAUCCCCUCCAGUAUAAGGAGAUGUAAUAAAAACAAACCACAUUGUCUGAUGAUGUCUUAUCAAUGCAUGGAUUCCAUGUGAUCAUGUAAUCAUCAACUUUAUGUUGAGACAAUAAUGAUAAAUCACAUUUUUUGUUGCAGAAGUGUCAAAAUUGCAAUAGAACAUGA